Messenger RNA from Colletotrichum graminicola M1.001, 1539 nucleotides. RefSeq lists its product as uncharacterized. The record is from RefSeq and is a predicted model, not a curated record. Gene Ontology annotation, biological process: regulation of DNA-templated transcription. Bases 1 to 1539 code for a protein of 512 amino acids. Gene Ontology annotation, molecular function: DNA-binding transcription factor activity. The transcript is spliced from 4 exons. NCBI's taxonomy places the organism in Eukaryota, Fungi, Ascomycota, Sordariomycetes, Glomerellales, Glomerellaceae.
AUGCCGAGGUCAACCAACCAGAAGAUGCCUGGCAGCGAUUCCCAAGCAACAGAAGAGGGCAUUGGCACUCACAUGAGCGAACAGGAGCGAAAACGACUGCGCAAUCGCCUCUCCCAGCAAGCGUUCCGUCGCAGGCAGGCAGAGCGCAUCAGGGAGCUGAGCAGCCGCGUCAAUUCCCAUCAGAAGUCAGACAGCGAGCGCAUCGAGGCACUGCAGCAGGAGAACAGGCAACUCCGGAUGCAGCUGGUAGAGGUCCAGGCCAAGAUGUCCCGGCUGCUAGCUACCCUCCAAGGGCUGAGCGACUCUGUUUCAAAGACUCUUGAUGAUACGGCUACCAUCGAGGACGGAGAUCAUAGGUUCGCAGAUGACUCAGGGAAGCCAUCAACUGGGUUAUCAAACCAGGACCACGAGCGAAGCAAGCACACCUCACCGCCACCCGAACUCUACGCACCGACGGAGUUGGAACCAUUGGAUAUAUCAAUGUUCAGGCAAAAUGAGGAGUACCUAUCAUCCGAGCUCGUCAACGUUACUGGCACCAGCCCGCUCUAUCCCCAGAUCCCGAAAAUCUGGAGCUUCGAGUACCAAACCGGCAUAGAACCGUACUUGACGGCCAUGGCUGCAACCCAAGAGUCCAGCGCAAUGUUGCGCAAGAAUUGGACGCUGUCAAACUCACCCUUCUCGGACCAUAUCCAGCUCCUCCAGCGUCUCCUCAAAAAGAAGCUGAGAGCGUCCGGGUUUACGCCAGAAGGACAACCCUCAAUGCAAGGGAUCUACCAACCCGUUAUCAUGGUUCUCUCCAUGUUCAACAGCAUGACCCGGCCCGACGUGAUGGCUUGGUAUUCUCAUACGCGCUUCUACUAUAUCGUGGAGCUAACGGCGUGGCAACUCUAUCCGUCUACCGCCACCUUUCAGAAGCUGCACCCCAGAUACCGGCCGACCGAGACACAGAUGAAGCACCCGCACCCGCGCGUGAUAGACUGGAUUCCGUUCCCCUCAAUCCGCGACAGGCUUAUACAACGCCACGCUGCCAAUCCUCAGAUUGACCAGAUAUUCUGCGACGCGGUCACGGGGUACGUAGUCGAGACGAACAUGUCGGACCUCAUCCUCGGCGCGCCGCAAGUCACCGUCUAUAUCCGAGUCACUGAUCUAAUCAGGGCCAUGUCGCCCACCGUGGGCGAGGACGACGGCCUCGAUGAGAUGCCCGCCGCCAUGCCCGCCCCCGACAUCGCGACCCUCUUCUCCUCGCCGUCGCACGCCCGUGCGGCCUUCAAGCAGCUGAACAUGGACAGAGGCGUGUCGUACUACAAGAUCGACCCGGCCUUCUAUACGAAGUACCCCGAGCUGUUCGACCAGUCCAGCGACCUGACAGCCACCGGCAUACCCCUCAGGCCGAAGUCGCAAAAGGUGCUAACGUACCCCAAGCCCCUCGACGCUUCAACGGUCGAGACCUACCGCAGUUUCAUUGACUUCUCUCUCGAUGCCGCCAACACCAUCACCUCCUCGUCAACGUCUUCCUCCUCAACAACGAGGGCCGUGUGA